UGGAGAUGCCCUCUUCGCGAGACGCACCCAGACUCGACCCUUCGUCGUCCUGGACAGAGCUCGCUGUUGAGGACCAGCAAAUUCUGCGGGUGCUUGACCCUUCGGAGUCGCAGCCAUGGCUCCUUGCCAAGAUCCAGCAUUACGAGCGCUACACCCGUGCGCUGUGCGCCGCAUACAACAACGCGUCGCUCAUCCACCGCCGCCUACCCCCCGAGCUGCUCAUGGAGAUCUUCGGGCACGUGCGGCCAAAGACGUGCCAGGGCAUCCACCUCCUCCAUGUCUGUCGGCGAUGGCGGGACCUCGCGCUCAGAACGCCGCAGUUCUGGGCGAACAUGCUCCGCGUCUCUGCGGUCGUGCGGAGGGCGCAGGCGGGCGAACCGCUUGGGCUGGAACGGUUUCAGACGUACCUCGCGCGGUCGGCGCCGUGCCUUAUCCCCCUCACCUUCCGGAGCUUGUCCAUGCGCAUUGCCGACAUAUUGGCGCUGAACGGGCAGCGCAUAUCGUCGCUCACUGUUACGGUGGGACCGAAGCAGAUCACGGACAUCUAUCUAUUGCUCAGCCAUGGCAUGCCCAACUUAAGGGAGGUUGCGAUCCAGCACGAACAGAACUCUGGCAUAAUGCAGGAGGAGGACCGAGCUAUGAUGCUAUCUGUCCAGUGCACAGAGGAUAAGCUGCCACGUCUCCGAUCCUUGCGAAUAAGCAACGUAUUCCUGUCAGCAGCCAUGGUCGUACCGACGUUACAAUCGCUGUUCAUUGGUGGAUGUGUGUGCAUGGAUUGUACUGCCACCUCAUUGGAUACCAUUCUGUCCGUGCUCCGGAGGUGCCCGUCUUUGCUGAGCUUGCAGUUCCUAGAAGAGUCAGAGCCGCGACUCCCUGUCGACACCCCUGCAAUCUCACAAGUUCCGGUUCCCCUCCCGCUGCUCGACAAGCUCAUGUUUGGAAAAUAUCCUGUCGAGCCUUUGUCCGCCAUCAUCAGCCACCUCGUCCUCCCGCCCACGGUGCUCCUCAAGUUCGAGUGCGACCCUCGCUCAGGAAGUCUCCUCCCAGACGCCCUCGGCUCCCUCCCUCUGAUCUCCACGCUCGAGAGCCUCGAGGUGAACACGAACGAGAGCAAGUGCACCGCGCGCGCACACGCCGGCGGCGCAGAACGCCUCUCCUUCGUCACCGGCAUCCCCGCGCGCGUCUCUGUCGUGCCCGAGCUCCUCUCCGUCUUCGCGCCCACAGGCACCGCCCCCUCCGUGACGCGCCUGUACCUCGGCUUCAAGAGCGCGGCGUACAGCGCGCACGUCGACGGCCCGCGCAUGGACGCGCUCCUCGCGGCGUUCCCGCGCGUGCGGUACGUGAAGAUGACGAGGAAGUGCCACCACUUCUUCCACUCGCUCACCGCGGCGUCGGCGCAGGACGUCAACGCGGAGCUGCCGUGCCCCGCGCUCGAGCAUCUGGUCCUGAAGUGGACCGUGGGCUGGGCGGACGGGGAGUUUGGGCUGGCGUGCGAGAUCGCGGAGAAGGCGCUGGCGAGGCGCGCACAGAAGGGGCUGCGGUUGAAGAGGCUGGAGGCGACGUUUCAGAGGCUGCAUGGGCUUGUGGGGGAGGAGGUCGACUUGGAGGAGGUGAAGAGGAACGUUACUGCUAGGUUGGCGCCGUACGCGGACGAGGUUGUGGUUGAGCUGCAGCCGUCCCCUCAGAGGUCGAGGAGAGCUUCGACGGGGUCGGGUCUUGGGUCUUGAGGAUGAGGGCACAAGGAAGACGAGGCAGAGUGCGUAGUCAUAUGUUCAGACUCAUCCUGUCCAAAGUCAUAUCGAGAGUUCGUUGCAUCGUUGUACUCUAUUUUAAGGUCUU
Messenger RNA from Dichomitus squalens LYAD-421 SS1, 1839 nucleotides. RefSeq lists its product as uncharacterized. NCBI's taxonomy places the organism in Eukaryota, Fungi, Basidiomycota, Agaricomycetes, Polyporales, Polyporaceae. Gene Ontology annotation, molecular function: protein binding. The record is from RefSeq and is a predicted model, not a curated record. Bases 6 to 1727 code for a protein of 573 amino acids. The transcript has a single exon.